Molecule: messenger RNA, 2337 nt
Organism: Harpegnathos saltator (Jerdon's jumping ant)
Lineage: Eukaryota; Metazoa; Arthropoda; Insecta; Hymenoptera; Formicidae
Gene: Ns3
Product: nucleostemin 3
Exons: 4
Coding region: 146-2113 (655 amino acids)
Biological process (GO): ribosomal subunit export from nucleus
Cellular component (GO): cytosol
Molecular function (GO): GTPase activity; GTP binding
Source: RefSeq, a predicted model, not a curated record
GAGAGUGACGUUGGAGCAGUACCCAACUUGCCCAGAGCCAUCUGUUGAAGUGAAUUGAUAUAGGCUUUAUAAACAUCAUAACCUGUACGUUGCUGCAUACCCAACUGCAUGUGAUUUGCGAAAAAAGUAAAUUGGAUUUGGUAUUAUGGGGAAGAAAGGCAAAGGAGGAAAUAACGCUUUAGGAAAGUCUUUGAUCAGAGAUCGAUUUGGGAGCAGGAAAAUUAAAAAGAACAAUAAUGAACCGUCUAUGCUCCAUACUUCUGAAAUCAACGACGGUUAUGACUGGGGCCGGCUCAAUUUGCAGUCAGUUACAGAGGAGAGUUCCUUCCAAGAGUUCCUGUCGACUGCCGAACUUGCAGGAACUGAGUUCCAAGCAGAGAAAUUAAAUGUCAAGUUUGUGAAUUUCAAGAAUGGUUUGCCCUCAAAGGCUGAGCAACACAAGAUUCUAGAAUCACAAAAGAAAAACAAAGAUCUGUUGAAGAUACCAAGAAGACCAAAAUGGGACAGCUUCACUACUGCGCAAGAAUUGCUGAGUCGCGAGAAAGACGCGUUCUUAAAGUGGAGACGUUCUUUGGCCGAGUUACAAGAAACCGAAGGAAUAAUAUUGACGCCUUUCGAGAAGAACUUGGAGUUUUGGCGACAAUUGUGGAGGGUUGUAGAGCGUAGCGAUGUUGUUGCACAAAUUGUGGACGCGCGUAAUCCAUUGCUCUUCCGUUGCGAAGAUCUGGAGCGUUACGUGAAGGAAGUCAAUGCUGAAAAAUUAAACAUGAUUCUUAUCAAUAAAGCAGAUUUUCUAACGAAUGAACAGAGGGAGGAAUGGGCAAAGUACUUUACAGAUGUAAAUGUACAAGUAGCCUUCUUUUCAGCGUUAUUAUCGGCAAAAACAAUCAAAGAAGAGAGCGAGAACGAAACGAAUUCAGGGGAUGAAAGCGAGGACGAAGAGGACGAAACUGACAACGAAUCGGUUUACAAUUCGGCACUCGUAUCGGAAUCAGAAUACGAGAGUGCUGAGGAUCCCAGCGAUUCAUUCGCCGCGUCCAACACGGAAACUGAGAAUAAGAAACGAACAGAAGCUUCGGAAGACGCGUUAGAAAGACUGAAAAUCUCCACAACAGGUUCGGAAAAUGAAAAAGUAGGAACUGAGAUAGCAGUUGAUUCCAAGUGCGAGACGGAGAAGAGAAUCGUUAAUUCGUCGGAAUUGUUAGACAGGGACGAUCUUAUUGAAUUAUUAAAGACAAUAUACACCGGUAAAACGUAUAUGGACGGCGGAGUGACGACAAUCGGAUUGGUAGGCUAUCCAAAUGUCGGCAAAAGUUCCACUAUUAACGCACUGUUGAAGGAUAAGAAAGUCUCUGUGUCUGCCACUCCAGGCAAGACUAAGCACUUCCAGACACUGUAUCUGGAUACGGAUUUGUUGCUGUGUGAUUGUCCGGGUUUGGUGAUGCCAAGUUUCGUUUGCACAAAGGCGGAAAUGAUCCUGAACGGCAUACUUCCGAUUGAUCAGAUGAGAGACCACGUGCCGCCGGUCAUGUUAUUAACCACUUUGAUACCUAGGCAUAUCCUGGAGGAUCUGUAUGGUCUUAUUUUAACUGUUCCACAGGGAAAAGAAGAUCCCGAUCGUCCGCUAACCGCGGAGGAGCUUUUAAACGCGCAUGGAUAUAAUAGAGGUUUCAUGACGCAAAACGGCCAACCGGACAAUGCCCGUUCAGCCAGAUACGUUCUUAAGGAUUUCGUUAAUGGCAAAUUAUUAUACUGCGUCGCUCCACCGACAGUCGAGCAAGAACGUUUUCACACGUUCCCGCAGUGUCGUCGGGUUUUGUCCGCGAACAGGCACAUACCGCCCAGAGCGGUCAGCGUGAUUAAAGGGAGUGAGAUAACGGAAGAAGAGUUCAACCGUAUGUUCUUCCAGGAUAUAUCGUCUGGUGUACAUGUCAGAGGGGUUCCCGGCAAGCACGCGCCGCAACAUUCGUUGUCUACGGAUGCUAAGUCGAAGAUUGGAUCCACGCAGAGUCUGAUGCUCCAUGAAAAACCAUGGAAGCAAAUAAAUAAACACGCCAACAAGAAAAAGCGCGAAAAAGGACGAAGAUUGUACGCUCAUCUUGACCAACAUUGACUGCCAAACGUGCACGAAAGUAUAAAUUCUCAACGAUUUGCACAUAACCGAAACAUCAUUUCAAUUAGAUUUGCUAUUAUUUUUCACAUACAAUCUGCGAUAUAAUUACGGAUCGUGAGAAGACGGGAUCGUAUUGGCAUCCCGCAAUGCGUAUUAUCUAUUGUAUACAAUACAUGUACAUAUGAAUCUGUGGUUGACUUGUAAAAAAAUGAUUUUAUAUUUUA